Molecule: messenger RNA, 17304 nt
Organism: Acanthochromis polyacanthus (spiny chromis)
Lineage: Eukaryota; Metazoa; Chordata; Actinopteri; Pomacentridae
Gene: ryr1b
Product: ryanodine receptor 1b (skeletal)
Biological process (GO): calcium ion transmembrane transport; intracellular calcium ion homeostasis
Cellular component (GO): Z disc; sarcoplasmic reticulum membrane; calcium channel complex
Molecular function (GO): protein binding; ryanodine-sensitive calcium-release channel activity
Source: RefSeq, a predicted model, not a curated record
GCCCACUUCUACAAACAUGGCGGCACAUUGGGAUGGGAUGGGAUGGGAGCGGUGUAAAUGUGUAACAAGGUGCCUGCCCCUCCCUCGCCUUCCCUCCUCCCAUCCCUCCCUUCCUCCCUCAUCCGAGGGAGUCGAGGCGAGAGGAGAGAGGGGGACAGCCUUACCUCCUGUCACUCUCUCUCACCACCACCGUGAGAGCGCAGGACUCACGCUGUCCUCCAGCACACCCACACACACAAACACCGAGACAGAGAGAGAGAGAGAGAGAGAGAGAGAGAGAGAGAGAGAGAGAGAGAGGAAGACGGGCACAGCAGCGAGGAAGGAGAAGGAGAAGAAGGAGGGACGUAGCAGAGGAGAUAAUAGAAAUCCAAAUAAAAAUCCUGAAGGGAGAAAACUGAAGGAUUGUCUCUUUUCUCCCGAGGAGCUGCGAAUAACCCUCGGUGAAAGAUGGCAGAAGGGGGAGAGGGAGAAGAGGAGAUUCAGUUCCUGCGAACGGAUGACCAGGUGGUUCUGCAGUGCACUGCCUCCGUCCUGAAGGAGCAGCAGAUUAAAUUAUGCCUGUCCUGCGAGGGCUUCGGCAACCGCCUCUGCUUCCUGGAGACCACGUCCAACGCUCAGAAUGUGCCUCCGGACUUGGCCAUAUGCACCUUCAUUCUGGAGCAGUCCCUCUCAGUCCGAGCUCUGCAGGAGAUGCUGGCCAACACAGUGGACAUGACUGAGUCGUCCCAGGGUGGAGGCCAUCGUACUUUACUGUACGGUCAUGCCAUUCUUCUGAGACACCACCACUCAGGCAUGUACCUGAGCUGCCUGACUACAUCUCGGUCCCUCACGGACAAGCUGGCCUUCGAUGUAGGCUUGCAGGAAGAUGCCACUGGUGAGGCGUGCUGGUGGACUAUUCAUCCAGCCUCCAAGCAGAGAUCAGAAGGUGAGAAGGUCCGAGUGGGAGACGACCUCAUCCUUGUCAGUGUGUCCUCUGAGAGAUACCUGCAUCUGUCCUAUGCCAGUGGAGAUCUGAUGGUGGACGCCUCCUUCAUGCAAACUCUGUGGAACAUGAACCCAAUCAGUUCAGGAUGCGAGCUAGCUGAGGGGUUUCUGACUGGAGGUCACGUUCUCAGGCUAUUCCACGGCCACAUGGACGAGUGUCUGGCCAUCGCUACACCAGAGGAAGGAGAGGAAAAACGCAGGACGGCCUCAUAUGAAGGCGGCGCUGUUUGCAGUCAGGCUCGAUCCCUGUGGAGGCUGGAGCCCCUCAGAAUCAGCUGGAGCGGUAGCCACAUGAAGUGGGGACAGUCUUUCCGCAUUCGCCACAUCACCACGGGCCGAUACCUGUGUCUUGAUGAGGAAAAAGGCCUGUUGGUGGUCGACCCAGAGAGGGCCAAUACCAAGCUGUCCGCAUUCUGCUUCCGUGCUUCAAAGGAGAAGGUGGACGUGGCUCAGAAGCGUGACGUCGAGGGGAUGGGCAUCCCAGAGAUAAAGUACGGAGAGUCCAUGUGCUUCGUCCAGCAUGUGUCCACAGGCCUGUGGCUCACAUAUGCUGCCCUGGAUGCCAAAGCUGCUCGUUUGGGGAUGAUGAAGAGAAAGGUCAUUCUGCACCAGGAGGGCCACAUGGACGACGCUCUAACUGUGUCCCGCUCCCAAACUGAAGAGUCUCAGGCUGCUCGAAUGAUUUACAGCACCACGGGCCUCUUCAGACAGUUCAUCAAGGGCCUGGACUCUCUGAGUGGGAAGAGCAAGUCACCGGUGGCAGUGUCACUUCCUCUGGAGGGAGUCAUCCUCUCGCUUCAGGAUCUCAUCUUCUACUUUCGUCCACCCGAGGAGGAACUGGAGCACGAAGAGAAGCAGACCAAGCUCCGAUCCCUCCGCAACCGGCAGAACCUCUUCCAAGAGGAGGGAAUGAUUACCAUCGUGCUGGAGUGCAUCGACCGCCUGAACGUGUACAACACUGCUGCUCACUUCUCUGAAUUUGCCGGAGAGGAAGCUGCAGAGUCUUGGAAGGAGAUUGUCAACCUUCUUUAUGAGCUGCUGGCUUCUCUAAUCAGGGGGAACCGCUCUAAUUGUGCAUUGUUCUGUGACAACCUGGACUGGCUGGUCAGCAAACUGGACCGUCUGGAGGCCUCCUCGGGUAUUCUUGAGGUGCUGUACUGUGUCCUAAUUGAAAGCCCCGAGGUUUUGAACAUCAUCCAGGAGAACCACAUUAAGUCUAUCAUCUCUCUCCUGGACAAACAUGGAAGGAACCACAAGGUGCUGGAUGUCUUGCGCUCUCUUUGUGUGUGUAACGGUGUUGCUGUGAGGUCCAACCAGAACCUCAUCACUGAAAACCUGCUCCCGGGUCGCGACCUCCUGCUGCAGACUAACAUUGUAAACUACGCCACCAGUGUGCGACCCAAUAUCUUCCUGGGUACAUGUGAGGGGUCCACCCAGUAUAAGAAGUGGUACUACGAGAUGAUGGUGGACUACGUGGAGCCCUUUGUGACAGCACAGGCGACUCACCUGAGGGUGGGCUGGGCUAUGACGGAGGGCUACAGCCCCUACCCUGGAGGAGGAGAAGGCUGGGGAGGCAACGGUGUAGGAGAUGACCUUUACUCUUACGGCUUUGAUGGACUACAUCUGUGGUCAGGUACCGUCGCCCGUCAGGUGGCUUCGCCCAGCGCUCACACUCUGGCUGCGGAUGAUGUCGUCAGCUGCUGUCUGGAUCUGAGCGUGCCCAGUAUCUCCUUCCGCAUUAACGGCCACCCAGUUCAGGGCAUGUUUGAAAACUUUAACGUGGACGGCCUCUUCUUCCCCGUCAUCAGCUUCUCUGCAGGAGUCAAGGCCCGCUUCCUUCUUGGUGGUCGCCACGGAGACUUCAAGUUCAUGCCUCCACCCGGUUACGCCCCGUGUUACGAAGCUGUGCUGCCCAGAGAGAGGAUGCGUAUUGAACCCAUCAAGGAGUACAAGCACGACUUUGAGGGUGUUCGCAACCUUCUAGGCCCCACUUUAUCCCUCACCCACACCUCGUUCACCCCCUGCCCCGUGGACACCGUUCAGAUCGUGUUGCCACCUCACCUGGAACGCAUCCGAGAGAAGCUGGCGGAGAAUAUUCACGAGCUGUGGGCUGUCACUCGUAUUGAGCAGGGCUGGACCUAUGGGACUUUCAGGGAUGACAACAAGAAACUCCAUCCUUGUCUGGUGGACUUCCUGAGUCUGCCCGAACCAGAGAGGAACUACAACCUGCAGAUGUCUGGGGAGACUCUGAAGACUCUCUUGGCUCUGGGUUGCCACGUCGGUAUGGGUGAUGAGAAAGCAGAGGAGAAUCUCAAGAAGAUCAAGCUCCCCAAGACCUAUGUGAUGACCAACGGAUACAAGCCUGCCCCCCUCGACCUCAGCCAUGUCAAGCUUACACCAAACCAGAACCAGCUUGUGGAGAAGCUGGCGGAAAAUGGACAUAAUGUUUGGGCGAGGGACCGAGUGAGGCAAGGAUGGACCUACAGCAUUGUGCAGGACAUCGUAAAUAAACGAAACCCUCGUCUGGUACCUUACAACUUGCUGGACGAGAGAACUAAGAAAACGAACCGAGACAGUGUCAACAACGCUGUCCGCACCCUCAUUGGCUACGGCUACAACAUCGAGCCUCCAGAUCAGGAGAGCACUGGCCAUGGCCUUGAGAACACCCGUGGUGACAAAGUACGAAUCUUCAGGGCAGAAAAGUCGUACGCCGUCACUCAGGGGAAGUGGUAUUUUGAGUUUGAGGCAGUGACGACAGGGGAGAUGAGAGUUGGUUGGGCGCGUCCAAAUGUCCGCUCCGACACUGAACUGGGAGCAGAUGAACUGGCCUACGUUUUCAAUGGAAACAAGGCUCAAAGGUGGCACAUUGGCAAUGAACCCUUUGGUCGCCAGUGGCAGUCUGGCGAUGUCGUCGGCUGCAUGAUUGAUCUGACUGAGAUGAACAUCAUGUUCACGCUCAACGGAGAAAUGCUGAUCAGUGACUCGGGCUCAGAGAUGGCUUUCAAAGACAUUGAAGUCGGGGAAGGUUUUAUCCCAGUUUGUGCUCUGGGCCUGUCUCAGGUCGGAAGGAUUAACCUUGGUCAGAAUGUCAGCAGCCUGCGCUAUUUUGCCAUCUGUGGCCUGCAGGAAGGAUUUGAGCCAUUUGCCAUCAACAUGAAGCGAGACAUCACCAUGUGGUUCAGUAAAAGUUUGCCACAGUUUGUGCCUGUGCCCACUGACCACAAUCACAUUGAGCUGUCCCGUGUGGAUGGGACCGUGGACAGCGCCCCCUGUCUGAAGCUGACCCAUAAGACCUUUGGGUCGCAGAACGCCAACACCGACAUGAUGUUCCUCAGACUCAGCAUGCCCGUCCAGUUCCACGAGACCUUCAAGAUCCCAGCGGGCACCACCCCUCUCACCCGAGCCCUCACCAUACCCGAGGAGGAGGUGGUGGUGGUGGAGCCCGACUCUGAGUUUGAAGUUCUGAAGAAGUCUGCCAGUCGCAAGGAGCAGGAGGAGGAGAAGAAGGAGCCGUCAGUGUCAAAGGAGAUCUCUGUAGAAAACGAGAAGGACUCAAUGUCAGAAAAGGGGAAGAAGAAAGGAUUCUUCUCCAAAGCCAAGAAGGCAGCCAUGACACCUCUCGCUCCUCCUCCUGCUCCUCCAACGGUGCCACGUUUGGUGGAAGACGUGGUUCCUGAUGACAGAGAUGAUCCCGAGAUCAUCCUCAGCACCACCACUUAUUACUACUCUGUGAGGAUCUUUGCUGGGCAGGAGCCCUCCGGUGUUUGGGUCGGCUGGGUGACUCCUGAUUACCACCAGUUUGAUCCGACCUUUGACCUCUCCAAGGUGCGCAGCGUCACUGUCACCGUGGGAGACGACAAAGGCAACAUACACGACAGCAUGAAGCACAGUAACUGUUACAUGGUUUGGGGAGGAGACCUGGUCAGCAACCAGCAGACCCGCUUCAGCCAGGAGGACAUGGUAGUCGGCUGCCUGGUCGACCUGGCAACGGGCCUCAUGACCUUCACAGCCAACGGAAAGGAGAUCAACACCUUCUACCAGGUGGAGCCCAACACCAAGCUGUUCCCGGCCGUCUUCAUCCAGCCCUCCAGUCAGAACAUGGUGCAGCUGGAACUGGGCAAACUCAAGAACAUCAUGCCCAUCUCAGCGGCCAUGUUCCGCAGCGAGCGUAAGAAUCGUCCCCAGUGCCCUCCCAGGCUGGACGUCCAGAUGCUGACUCCGGUCAUCUGGAGCCGAAUGCCCAACCACUUCCUCAACCCGGAGGUGGGCAGAGUGAGUGAGAGGUUGGGCUGGAUGGUGGAGUGCACUGAACCUCUCAUCAUGAUGGCCCUGCACAUUCCAGAGGAGAACAGGUGCAUUGACAUCUUGGAGCUGUCGGAGCGUCAGGAUCUGAUGAAGUUCCACUAUCACACGCUGAUGCUCUACUGCGCCGUGUGUGCACUCGGCAACAACCGAGUGGCUCACGCGUUGUGCAGCCACGUGGAUGAGUCCCAGCUGUUCUACGCCACCGAGAACACCUACCUUCCGGGACCUCUCCGCAGCGGCUACUACGACCUGCUCAUCAGCAUCCACCUGGAGUCGGCCAAACGGGCGCGUCUGGGCACCAACAGGGAGUUCAUCGUUCCCAUGACUGAGGAGACUCUCAGUAUCCACCUCUAUCCGGAUGCAAAGAAGGCUCAUUCUCUGCCUGGCGUCGGCCUCACCACCUGCUUACGGCCAAAGCUGCACUUCUCAUCCAUCAACUUUGUCGGCACCGACCCUGAUCUCUACACACUCAGUCCUAUAUUCCCUCUACAGGAGCUGAAAACCAGGGCGAUUAGCAUGUUAACGGAGGCUGUGCUGGAUGGUAGCCAGGCCAUGAGGGAUCCCGUAGGAGGCAGCGUGGAGUUCCACUUCGUCCCCAUCCUGAAGCUGAUCAGUACGCUGCUCAUCAUGGGCAUCUUCAACGACGACGACACCAAGCAUAUCCUCAAAAUGAUCGACCCCAACGUUUUCAGCGGAAAGGAGGAGGAGGAGGGGGAGGGAGAGAAAGCCGAGGAGGGAGGAGAAGGUGAGGAAGGGAAGGACGAGGAAGAGGAGGAAGCUGAGCUGGAAGACGAAGGGGUCGGUGAGGAGGAAGAGGAGCUGAAAGAGCUGGAGAAAGCAGAGGAGGAAGAGGCCGAGCCCAAAGAGGAAGGAGAGGAGGGAGAGAAGGAGGAGGGAGAGGCCAAAGGAGGAAAAGUGGAUGGAGAGAAAGCAGAAGAGGAGAAGGAGGCCGAGGCAGUGGAAGCAGAAGCAAAAGAGGAGGAGGAGGGUUCGGAAGAAGGAUUACUCCAGAUGAAGCUGCCAGAGUCUGUCAAACUGCAAAUGUGCACCCUCUUGCAGUACUUCUGCGACUGCGAGCUGAGGCACAGAGUGGAGGCGAUCGUGGCCUACUCAGAUCAGUUUGUCCAAAACAUUCAGAGCAAUCAACGUGUUCGCUACAACCAGCUAAUGAGAGCUUUCACCAUGUCGGCUGCCGAGACUGCACGCAAGACCCGCGAGUUCCGUUCACCUCGCAAGACCAGGUACCAAUUAUUUUAUGCCAAAAAAGAGCAAGUACUUCUGCUGACCAACUUUAAACAUGGUCCAGAGGAUGAGGAGUGUCCAGUGCCAGAGGAGGUGCGAGACCACUUGGGAGAGUUUCACAGUGACCUCCUGCUCCACUGCGGCAUUCACAUUGAGGAAGAAGCAGAGGAAGAGGAGGUGGACACGUCACUGAGAGGCCGACUCCUCAGUCUGGUGGACAAGGUAAAGAACAUCCGCAAGAAAGAGGAGGUGGAGGAGAAGCCAGAGGCCGAGGAAGAACCAAAACUCAGCACCCUUCAGGAGCUCAUCUCCCACACCAUGAUCCACUGGGCCAGGAGUCCCUUCAUCCAGAACCCCGGUCUGGUGCGUAUGAUGUUCAGCCUGCUCCACCGGCAGUACGACGGACUUGGCGAGCUGAUCCGAGCGCUGCCAAAGCCUAACGCCAUCACGCCGUGCUGUUCAGGACACAUGGACCUGCUGGAGUGUUUGGGACAGAUCCGAUCGCUGCUCAUUGUCCAGAUGGGUCCCUGAAGGGAGCGACUCAUGAUCCAGAGCAUCGGGUCAGAUAUCAUGAACAACAAAGUGUUCUACAGACCCAAUCUGAUGAGAGCUCUCGGCAUGCAUGAGACUGUCAUGGAGGUGAUGGUCAAUGUGCUCGGUGGAGGAGGAGACUCAAAGGAGAUUCGAUUCCCCCAAAUGGUGACCAACUGCUGUCGUUUCCUGUGUUUCUGUCGCAUCAGCCGACAGAACCAGCGCUCCAUGUUUGACCAUCUGAGCUACCUGCUGCAGAACAGCGGCAUCGGUUUGGGCAUGCGUGGGUCCACACCUCUGGAUGUGGCUGCGGCCUCCUGCAUCGACAACAAUGAGCUGGCCUUGGCUUUGCUAAGAGCAAGACUCUGGAAAUGGUUUGUGGUGACAUACUUGGCCGGCUGUGGACUGCAGAUGUGUCCGAUGCUUCUGUCUAAGGGAUACCCUGACAUUGGCUGGAACCCCUGUGGAGGAGAGAGAUAUCUGGAUUUCCUGCGUUUUGCCGUCUUUGUCAACGGAGAGAGCGUGGAGGAGAACGCCAAACGUUGUGGUUCGUCUGCUCAUCCGUCGCCCGAGUGCUUCGGUCCAGCCCUGAGAGGAGAGGGUGGCAACGGCCUGCUGGCUGCCAUGGAGGAGGCCAUCAAGAUCUCAGAGGAUCCAGCGAGGGAUGGACCCACAGUCAAAAAAGACAGACGCUUCAUGUUUGGUGGUGAGGAGCAGCACGAGGAGAACCGUGUGCAUCUGGGAAAUGCCAUCAUGUCCUUCUACUCGGCCCUCAUCGAUCCUGGUCGCUGUGCCCCUGAGAUGCAUCUGAUCCAAGCAGGCAAAGGUGAAGCUCUGAGAAUCAGGGCCAUCCUGAGGUCUCUGGUGCCCAUUGAGGACCUGGUGGGGGUCAUCAGCCUGCCUGUGCAGAUUCCUGCCUAUGGAAAAGAAAGUCAGAUUAUUGAGCCCAAGAUGUCAGCCAGUUUUGUGCCCGACCACAAGGCCUCCAUGGUGCUGUUCCUCGACAGAGUCUACGGUAUUGAUAACCAGGACUUCCUGCUUCAUGUGCUGGAGGUCGGCUUCCUGCCUGACAUGAGAGCUGCAGCUUCUCUGGAUACGGUGGCGUUCAGUACGACUGAAAUGGCCUUGGCCCUCAACCGCUACCUCUGCUCAGCUGUUCUGCCUCUGCUCACCAAGUGUGCCCCGUUGUUUGCCGGGACGGACCACCGUGCCAUCAUGAUCGACUCCAUGCUCCACACCAUUUACCGUCUGUCCCGCGGCCGAGCCCUCACCAAGGCUCAGAGGGACGUUAUUGAAGAGUGCCUCAUGUCACUCUGCAAGUCAGUACCUCGACCUUCUAUGCUGCAGCAUCUGCUCAGAAGGCUGGUAUUUGAUGUACCCAUCCUCAAUGAAUACGCCAAGAUGCCCUCUUAAGGUUUGCCUCUGCUGACCAACCACUAUGAGCGCUGCUGGAAGUACUACUGCCUGCCAAACGGAUGGGCGAACUUCGGCGUGACCUCUGAGGAGGAGCUGCGACUCUUUCUCGAAAAGCUCUUCUGGGGAAUCUUUGAAUCGUUGGCACACAAGAAAUAUGAUGCAGAGCUCUUCAAGAUCGCCAUGCCGUGCCUCUGUGCGAUAGCCGGAGCCAUCCCUCCCGACUACGUGGAUGCCAGCUACUCAUCCCACACUGAGAAAAAGGCCUCAGUGGAUGGAGGCAACUUUGAUCCCAAACCAGUGGAAACCACCAACACCAUCAUCCCAGAGAGGCUGGAUGCUUUCAUCAACAAGUACGCAGAGCAUACUCAUGACAAAUGGGCUUUUGAAAAGAUUCAGAACAACUGGACGUACGGAGAGCUGUUGGAUGAGAACGCUAAGACUCACCCAAUGCUUCGGCCGUACAAAACUUUCUGUUCUCAGGACAAAGAGAUCUAUCGUUGGCCCAUCAAAGAAUCUAUCAAGGCCAUGCUGGCGUGGGAGUGGACCCUGGAGAAAGCCAGAGAAGGGGAGGGAGAAGUCGAGAAGAAGGCUGUCACCCGAAAGAUCUCCCAAAACCGCUCCACAUAUGAUCCCAGUCACGGCUACAACCCUCAGCCAAUAGACAUCGCAGGAAUGGCCUUGAGCAGAGAGCUGCAGUCUAUGGCUGAGCAGCUGGCAGAGAACUAUCACAACACCUGGGGCAGGAAGAAGAAGUUGGAGCUGCAGGCCAAAGGUGGUGGCACCCAUCCUUUGCUUGUGCCUUAUGACACCCUGACGGCCAAGAGAAGGCCAGAGACAGAGAAGAAACCAGACCUGCUCAAGUUCCUCCAGCUGAAUGGAUACGCCGUGACGAGGGGUCUAAAGGACAUGGAGCAGGACAUUUCCUCCAUCGAGAAGCGUUUUGCGUACGGCUUUCUCCAGAAAACUUCUCAAUGGAUGGACAUCGCUCAGGAGUUCAUCGCUCAUCUCGAGGCUGUAGUUAGCAGCGGUAGAGUGGAGAAGUCACCACACGAACAAGAGAUCAAAUUCUUUGCCAAGGUUGUUUUUUAUAGAUCCUCCCUGCCGCUGGUGAAUCAGUACUUCAAAGAACCACUGCCUGUACUUCCUCCCACUCCUGCCUAAGGUUUGGGCAGUGGAGGGCAUUCGUCCAAUAAGGAGAAGGAGAUGAUUGCCAGUAUCUUCUGUAAGUUGGCUGCUUUGGUGAGACACAGAGUUUCUCUUUUUGGAACGGAUGCAAGCGCAGUGGUAAACUGUCUGCACAUUCUCUCACGAUCACUGGAUGCCAGAACUGGUUAUGAAAUCGGCCCUGAGAUCGUGAAGGCUGGUCCUGCGCCAGUUCUUUGGAGCGCUGCAGAUGACAUUGAGAAAAUGGUUGAAAAUCUGAAACUGGGCAAAGUGUCCAGUCGAAACCAGGUUAAAGGUGUGUCCCAGAACAUCAACUACACCACCACCGCCCUGCCGGUCCUCACCUCACUGUUUGACCACAUCGCCCAGCACCAGUUUGGAGAUGAUGUCAUGAUGGAUGAUUUGCAGAUAUCCUGCUAUCGUUUGAUGUGCAGCAUCUACUCUUUGGGCAACUGUGAAGACUCCACAUGCAGAGAACGACCGGCUCUUGGCGAGUGUUUGGCCCACUUAGCAGCUGCUAUGCCGGUGGCCUUCCUCGAGCCAGCUCUGAACGAAUUCAACACAUUUUCUGUUUACACCACCAAGACUCCCAGAGAGAGAUCCAUUCUGGGUCUUCCCAAUCAAGUAGAGGAGCUUUGCCCCGACAUCCCAGAGCUGGAGGUCCUGAUGAAGGAGAUUCAUGACCUGGCUGAGUCUGGGGCCCGCUACACAGAAAUGCCCCAUGUGAUUGAGAUCACCCUCCCCAUGUUGUGUAACUACCUGCCACGCUGGUGGGAGAGAGGCCUGGAGAAUUUCCCUGAGCUGGAGGGCCAGCUGUGCACCUCCGUCACCUCCGAGCAUCUCAACCAGCUGCUGGGUAGCAUCAUGAAGAUCGUGGUUAACAACCUGGGUAUAGACGAGGCUUCCUGGAUGAAGAGAUUAGCAGUGUUCGCUCAGCCCAUCGUCAGCAGGGCCAAACCAGAGAUGCUUAAAUCCCACUUCAUCCCCACCAUGGAGAAGUUGAAGAAGCGCUCAGGAAAGGUGGUGGCUGAAGAGGAUCAGCUUCGCAUGGAGGCCAAAACAGAGGUGGACAGUGAAAAUGGGACCAUUCGAGAUGAGUUUGCUGUGCUGUGUCGGGACUUGUACGCUCUACCUUUGCUCAUCCGCUACGUGGACAACAACAGGGCCCGGUGGCUGACCUGUCCAGACCCAGAUGCAGAGGAACUUUUCAGGAUGGUGGGAGAGGUCUUCAUUUUCUGGUCAAAGUCUCAUAACUUUAAGAGGGAGGAGCAGAACUUUGUGGUGAUGAACGAGAUCAACAACAUGUCCUUCCUGACUGCAGACAGUAAGAGCAAGAUGACCAAGUCUGGAGGAUCAGAGCAGGAGCGUACCAAGAAGAAGCGGCGGGGGGAUCGCUACUCGGUGCAGACCUCCCUUAUUGUAGCAGCUUUGAAGAAGAUGCUUCCCAUCGGCCUCAAUAUGUGCUCCCCUGCAGACCAGGAGCUCAUCAAUGUGGCCAAGAUCAGAUACUCACUGAAAGACACAGAUGAAGAAGUGAGGGAGUUCCUAAACAACAAUCUGCAUCUGCAAGGCAAGGUGGAGGACCCAGCUAUGCGCUGGCAGAUGUCUCUUUACAAGGAGAUGUCUGGAAAGGCGGAAGAUGCCGAGGAUCCUGAGAAGGUGGUGAAAAGGGUCCAAGAAGUGUCCGCCGUCCUUUACCACAUUGAGGUGACUGAGCAUCCCUUCAAGUCGAAGAAAAUGGUGUGGCACAAGCUGCUGUCUAAACAGCGUCGCAGGGCAGUGGUGGCCUGUUUCAGGAUGACACCGCUCUACAACAUCCCCACGCACAGAGCGACCAACAUGUUCUUGGAUGCCUACAAGCGCAACUGGUUAGAGACGGAGGGUUACUCAUUUGAAGACAAGAUGAUAGACGACCUAUCAAAAGCCAUGGAGGAAGAGGAGGAAGAGGAAGAGGAGACAGAGUCGAAGCCUGACCCCCUUCACCAGCUGAUUCUUCAUUUCAGCCGCACAGCUCUCACAGAAAAGACUAAACUUGACGUUGACCAUCUCUAUAUGUCGUAUGCUGAUAUUAUGGCAAAGAGCUGCCACAUUGGUGAGGAGGACGAAGGGGGAGAACAGGAGGGGGAGGAGCCAUCCUUUGAGGAAAAGGAGAUGGAGAAACAGAGGCUUCUGUACCAGCAGUCCCGUCUGCACAACCGUGGGGCUGCAGAGAUGGUGCUGCAGAUGAUCAGCGCCUGCAAAGGUGAACCAGGAGCCAUGGUUUCUUCAACACUCAAACUGGGAAUCUCCAUCCUCAACGGAGGCAACAGUGACGUGCAGCAGAGAAUGCUGGACUAUCUGAAGGAUAAAAAGGAUGUGGGAUUCUUCCUUAGCGUGCAGGCUCUCAUGCAGACCUGCAGCGUUUUGGACUUGAACGCUUUUGAGAGACAGAAUAAGGCUGAAGGACUUGGGAUGGUUUCAGAGGAGGGCACCAAUAAGAAGCUAGAACGUGAUGAGAAAGUGAUGGCAGACGAUGAAUUUACAUGUGACCUCUUCCGCUUCCUGCAGCUUCUUUGUGAGGGCCAUAAUAACGAUUUCCAGAACUACCUGAGAACUCAGACAGGCAGCACCACGACCAUCAAUGUCAUCAUCUGCACUGUGGACUACCUGCUGCGACUACAGGAGUCAAUCAGUGAUUUUUACUGGUACUACUCAGGAAAAGACAUCAUUGAUGAGCCUGGUAAAAGGAAUUUCUCCAAAGCAAUGACUGUGGCCAAACAGGUCUUCAACAGCCUGACAGAGUACAUCCAGGGCCCCUGUACCGGUAACCAGCAGUCUCUGGCCCACAGCAGGUUGUGGGACGCUGUUGUCGGCUUCCUGCACGUCUUUGCUCAUAUGAUGAUGAAACUUGCUCAGGACUCGAGUCAGAUUGGACUGUUGAAAGAACUGUUGGACCUGCAGAAGGACAUGGUAGUGAUGCUUCUGUCUCUACUUGAAGGUAACGUGGUGAACGGCACCAUUGCCAGGCAGAUGGUUGACAUGUUGGUGGAGUCCUCCAGCAACGUGGAGAUGAUCCUCAAGUUCUUCGACAUGUUCCUCAAGCUCAAGGACAUCGUGGCGUCUGACGCCUUCCGUGACUAUGUGACUGAUCCACGUGGACUCAUCUCAAAGAAGGACUUCUCCAAGGCCAUGGACAGCCAGAAGCAGUACUCUCCUUCAGAAAUUCAGUUCCUCCUUUCCUGCUCAGAGGCCGAUGAGAACGAGAUGAUCAACUUUGAGGAGUUUGCCGAUCGCUUCCAGGAGCCGGCCAAAGACAUCGGAUUCAACAUCGCAGUCCUUCUCACAAAUCUGUCAGAGCAUGUACCUCAUGACACUCGCCUUCAGAACUUCUUGGAGCAGGCAGAGAGCGUACUCAACUAUUUCCGCCCGUUCCUCGGCCGCAUUGAGAUCAUGGGUGCCAGCAGGAAGAUCGAGCGCAUUUACUUUGAGAUCAGCGAGGCGAACCGCAACCAGUGGGAGAUGCCACAGGUCCGAGAGUCCAAGCGGCAGUUUAUCUUCGACGUGGUCAAUGAGGGCGGCGAGAGUGAGAAGAUGGAGAUGUUUGUGAACUUCUGCGAGGACACCAUUUUUGAGAUGAACAUCGCUGCGUCGAUCUCCGAGCCUGAGGGAGAAGGUGCAGAGGAGGAAGACGACGAGGAAGAGGAGGAGGGCGGAGGAGAUGAAGGAGGAGGAGAGUCUGGAGAAGGAGAGGAAGGCAAUGGCGAGGGCGAAGCUCCGGAGUCAACCUCCGCCUUUGCAGACUUCCUGAAGAGUGUCGUCAACUUCUUCAACAUGUUCACCUUCCGAAACCUGCGGCGUCAGUACCGCAAGCUCCGAAAAAUGACCAUAAAGGAGAUGGUGAUCGGCUUGGCUACGUUUAUCUACACUAUUCUGAUGGGCAUCCUGAUAUUUGUCUAUAGUAUAUGUAAGGGCUUCUUCACACUAAUAUGGAAGGCGCUGUUUGGUGGAGGCUUAGUGGAGGGAGCCAAGAAGAUGACAGUCACAGAGAUUCUAGCCAGUAUGCCGGAUCCAACACAAGACGAAGUUCAUGGCGACCUGCCACCUGAACCCGGAGCCAGAGAAGUCCAAGAUGCAGAUGGAGGAAUGGACCAUUUAGACACUGUGGAAGGAGAAGAAGAGGAGGAGGAUGGUGAGGAGAGGGAAGGUGGACGCCUGCCUGGUUUCAAUGCUCCCGGUGGACUCGGAGACUUUGGAGAGACGACGACAGAAGAACCUCCGACUCCAGAGGGCACGCCGCUGCUCAAGAGGAAACUGCUGGCCGCUGCAGUGGGAGGACAAGGCGAGGAGGAAACGGCUGAAGUACAUGAAGAAGAACCUCCUCAGGAGACUGAGAAAGCAGACACUGAGAAUGGAGAGAAGGCAGAGAAACCAGAGCCUGAACCUGAAGCAAAGGAGGAAGAGCCUGCAGUGGAGGAGGAGGAGACGAAAACCGUGAAGACCAAAGCGAAGAAGGACAAGAAACACGCCGAGGAGGGCUUCGAGCUGUGGAAUGAGCUGGAAGUUCAGAGGAUUAAAUUCAUGAACUACCUUUCUCGAAACUUCUACAACCUUCGGUUCUUGGCACUGUUCAUCGCCUUCGCUCUCAAUUUCAUCUUGCUCUUCUACAGGGUGUCUGACAGUCCUCCAGGUGAGGAGGAGUUUGAGGGUUCUGGUCUGUUUGAGGGCUCUGGCCUGUUUGAAGGCUCCGGUGCUGAGGAGGACGGAUCCGGUUUAGAAGACGGAGGAGAAGACGAUGAUGAAGAAGGCCCUUUGUACUACUUCCUGGAAGAGAGCACAGGCUACAUGGAACCAGCCAUGGCUUUCUUGGGUAUCGUCCACACAAUCAUCUCCUUCCUCUGCAUCAUCGGAUACAACUGCCUCAAGGUCCCUCUGGUUAUCUUCAAAAGAGAGAAAGAACUGGCCAGAAAGCUGGAGUUUGAUGGUCUCUAUGUUACUGAGCAGCCUGAGGACGAUGACAUCAAGGGCCAGUGGGACAGAUUGGUGCUCAAUACUCCAACAUUCCCCAACAAUUACUGGGACAAGUUUGUCAAAAGAAAGGUUCUGGAUAAAUACGGUGACAUCUAUGGCAGAGAGAGAAUUGCGGAGUUGCUCGGUAUGGAUUUGGCUUCUCUAGACGUCAGCGCCAUGACGCACGAAAAGAAGCCUGAACCCGACACCUCGAUGUUCAGCUGGAUAACAUCUAUCGACAUCAAAUACCAGAUCUGGCAGUUUGGUGUUGUCUUCACCGACACUACCUUCCUCUACCUGGUUUGGUACAUGUUAAUGUCUCUGCUUGGACACUACAACAACUUCUUCUUCGCCGCUCAUCUUCUGGACAUCGCCAUGGGUGUCAAGACCCUGCGCACCAUCCUGUCCUCCGUCACCCACAACGGCAAACAGCUGAUGAUGACGGUGGGUUUGCUGGCUGUCGUCGUCUACCUGUACACUGUGGUGGCCUUCAACUUCUUCCGCAAGUUCUACAACAUGAGUGAAGAUGAGGAUGAACCGGACAUGAAGUGCGACGACAUGAUGACUUGUUACCUGUUCCACAUGUACGUCGGCGUGCGCGCUGGUGGUGGCAUUGGUGAUGAAAUCGAGGACCCGGCUGGAGAUGAGUAUGAGCUCUACCGAGUCUUCUUUGACAUCACCUUCUUCUUCUUUGUCAUCGUCAUCCUGCUGGCUAUCAUCCAGGGUUUGAUCAUUGACGCCUUUGGAGAGCUGAGAGACCAGCAGGAGCAGGUCAGAGAGGACAUGGAGACCAAAUGUUUCAUCUGCGGAAUAGGAAGCGACUACUUUGACACGACGCCGCAUGGCUUCGAGACGCACACUUUAGAAGAACACAAUUUGGCCAACUACAUGUUCUUCUUGAUGUAUCUCAUCAAUAAAGAUGAAACAGAACACACAGGACAGGAGUCAUACGUGUGGAAGAUGUACCAGGAGCGAUGCUGGGACUUCUUCCCGGCUGGAGACUGCUUCAGGAAGCAGUAUGAGGACCAGCUCGGAUAAAGUCCUGCAUCUUCAACAUGCGUCUAAAUGAGAAAAAGAGGAGAGAGGAGGGAAAUUUCAGAGAGAGGAAAGAUUUUAAAUUUACAGAUUGAACACAUCUAUGUCUUAGUUUUGCCUUCUGCAUAUUGCUCUCCUCGGUUAAAGCUAUGCACACUUUGACUCCACCUGCAGGAGAACUUUGACGGAAUUACAUGAAGAAAAACAGAGUAAUAAUGACAACCAGAAGCCAGGGGCCUUUUUAUUCCGCUAUGAAAUACACUACUUGGCCUUUUUCAUUUCAAAUAUACAUAGAUUGCCUUGCAUCAAUUGUGUCUUUACACAAGGGGCUCUUUUAGUCGCUGCUGCUGUAAACGUUCUAGUGCCUAUAGCAAUGUCACUGCUUUAGCCAUCAGGUAGUUUAGGCUUUUAGUUUUGUUUGAGAUUUGACUGGAUAUGUCUUAUUUACAUUGUUUGUAAGACUGGAUUUUUUUUUGUAUGUGACUGCAGCCAUUUUUGAUUAUUGAUUUCAGUGAGAGAGCGUUUCAAAAGACGAUGAUUCAGUCGUACGUUCGAGAUCCUGGAGGGAGCACUGGACACUUUUUGGCCCCUCUCUCGCUCCUUUUCUCACAAAAGACACAGAAACUUAUCUUCAAACAAGCGAUCGUGAAUGAAAACUGACUUGGACUGACUUGCCAAGAUAAUAAACGUAGUAGUAUCUCAGUUAAUCGGCGUGAUUCAGCUACGUAGACGAACCCAGUUGGCACUCUGAAGUCUUACGAUGCGUCCCUGGGUGUAUGUGGUCCCCUAUCUCCACUGGUGUCUCUGUGCCAUAUAAGAUAGUGAAGAUGUACACAUACAGCGUAGGAGGAUGCCAAGGUUAUUUAUUUAUUAUUUAUACACAGAUCAGAUCUUCUGAAGACGACCGUUUUAGCCCGUCUGUAUCUCUGGCCAACAGUCUGUUCUAAUGACACUUUAUGCACAAAUAAGUUUUUGUGAGUGCAUUAAAAAUAAGUAUUGAAUGUAUUUAAUGUAUACAUUUUGGCCAAAGUGUCACCUGUAUUACUGAGUAUCGACUAGGCUGCUUCGGGGGCCUUUUGAAAAGACAUAUUUUACAUAAAUCAUAGAUACAUAUAUUUUUUUCUUUAGGGCUUUUGAGGAGUUUAAAUGAUCCAUGCUACUUUGUCAGACAUGAACAUGUUUGUGAAAUCCACGGUGGUGAAGAGAAUUUGGUCUUACACUGAAGUAAAUGCCCAGUUUGCAGUCAGAAGGGAGAAAAAUUGGCUUUUGUUUUUGCUGGUUAGGUUUUUACGAUAGAUAUUUUUAGGAAUUCAGCAUAUCGGUUAUUUUUCUCGAUCAAGAAAAGUCACGUGUGAUGCGUUGAUCUCAGACAGUUCUGCCUUUACUACGCCUCCUUCAGAUCACGUACAAACCCACAAACUCUCCAUCUUGUAUUUAGUGUUACGAUAUUGUCAGAGACAGAGCAGUAUUUUGGUUGCUGAUGACUCUGAAGUGUGCUUUUGUCCUGCUGUGGAUCCACACAGAGGCUGCUGAUGGUCUGGAGCUGAAUGGAGAUCACUACUUUCCACUUGACCGAGUGUCCUCUGACUGAACCCUGUGUUUCAAUACAGAAUAAACAGAUUAUUUUAAGGAGAACUCGAA